Molecule: messenger RNA, 705 nt
Organism: Fomitopsis serialis
Lineage: Eukaryota; Fungi; Basidiomycota; Agaricomycetes; Polyporales; Fomitopsidaceae
Exons: 4
Coding region: 274-513 (79 amino acids)
Source: RefSeq, a predicted model, not a curated record
GCAGCCUAGGAGACAGCACGACUGGAUCGGCAUAUGCUCCUCGGGAUGCGCUGACUUCAGACACAGGCAAAAAAACCGGACACGAAAGGCUGUGCUUCUCCUGAGUCCAGCUCCGUGGGUGGGAACCCACCAGAAGAAGACCAGCCGAGGCUGUUAAAGACGCACCUUCCCCGCAAGUUAGAUACGCAGUAGAACCGCUCAGGAACAUUAAGCGCUACCUUCAAUGCGGUAGCCUUGCGUAGUCUAUCAUUUCCGUGACGCUGGGAGGCACCAAUGACGUUUGACGGCCAAUCUGCGGGUGUAACGAGACUCCAGUUGUACCUAUCGCAAGGAUCUAUGGUUAGAAAUCUUGCUGCUCUCAAUUCAAUGGAUCUAGGGACCGCAUGGUAUGCGGCAGACAAAGCCACGCUGCAGACGCUAUGGAUGCGUCAUAUCAGGGCCAGUCAGCACGGCACACCGAUAAGAACUCUGAGCUCGAGCCCGAACACUGUUUCGAGUUGCCUCAUGAGAUGACAUCGAUGCCGACAAUUGAUUCGUGGUUGUAUCUGCCGAAUAUGCUAUUGUGUAGCUCGGCAGCAAUGGUUCAUGUGAAGGUACGCCACUAACGCUCGAAUACACAGACCCGUCGAACGCUUCUCGGACACCUGCCACAGAACGAUGAGCUCAAAGUGAUCCGGGUGCAUAUCUUAACGCGACGCACACCGA